Molecule: messenger RNA, 231 nt
Organism: Soboliphyme baturini
Lineage: Eukaryota; Metazoa; Nematoda; Enoplea; Dioctophymatida; Soboliphymatidae
Source: the annotation of a GenBank genome assembly
AUGGCUGCCAAGCACGGACACUCAGGUUCCGAGACGGUUGGCUUGAAGCUGAUCAACUGCUCGAUUCCUCAGUUCCGUGUCCGGUGCUCCUCAGACAUAUCCCAUGGAGUAUUCGACGCGUGUGCACAGGCGGAUCCUCUCCGGACCCUUUCAGACGUUCCAUCCAAGUACACUUCGACCUUUGCGUACUUUUUCCGGUUUGUGUACCCGUCAGUCAUAUGCAUUGAUUGA